Molecule: messenger RNA, 5460 nt
Organism: Orussus abietinus
Lineage: Eukaryota; Metazoa; Arthropoda; Insecta; Hymenoptera; Orussidae
Gene: Pgant2
Product: polypeptide N-acetylgalactosaminyltransferase 2
Exons: 10
Coding region: 180-1895 (571 amino acids)
Cellular component (GO): Golgi apparatus
Source: RefSeq, a predicted model, not a curated record
GGCGGGUCUGGUGGGUAACGGGCGGAUGAUCGAUCGGCGGCCACGCGAGGUAACCCGGCUCACGGCGCCUCAGUCGCGGCGCGACCUGCGUACAGAGCGGACGGUACCCUCUCGCCCUCGGGACGCGGCCGUGGCUCCCCUGCGAACGGGGCUCGCCACUCUGCCACUUCCGCGCCGACAUGCGGCGCAAUGUCAAGAUAGUGCUCCUACUGUCGUGCGCGUGGAUGUUCGUCUUUGUUUACUACUACCACACCUCGAGGGACACGAAGAACGAAAACAGAGCUUUGAGGCUGAAAGAGCCGGCCUCGUUGGCCCUUUCCGGCGGAAGUUCCGGUUCUUACGUGGACACCGAUGGCACAGCUAUGGUGAUGUCCUCGGAGCUCCUCUCCGUGCCCACCCCCGACCCGAGGGUGACCUGGAACUAUUUCGACGAGCAAGGGUACGUGUCCAGGGGAGGACUGAAAGCGGGAGAGGAUCCCUACUUCAGGAACAAGUUCAACCAGGAGGCCUCGGAUGGACUUCCCAGUAACCGGGACAUCCCCGACACUCGCAGCGCCAUGUGCCGCAUGAAGCAAUGGAGGCAGGAUUUACCCCCGACAUCGGUGAUCAUUACUUUCCAUAACGAGGCCCGCUCAACGUUGCUUCGCACGGUCGUGAGCGUCCUCAACAGAAGUCCGGAACACCUCAUCAAAGAGAUCAUCCUCGUGGACGACUUCAGCGACCAUCCCGAGGACGGCGAGGAGCUGUCGAGGAUCCAUAAGGUCCGGGUCAUCAGGAACGAGAAAAGGGAGGGGCUGAUGAGGUCCAGGGUCAGAGGUGCGGAUGCUGCGACUGCGAGUGUCCUCACUUUCCUGGACUCGCACUGCGAGUGCAACGUAGACUGGUUGGAGCCACUCCUGGAAAGGGUCGCCGAGGACCCCACCAGGGUGGUGUGUCCUGUGAUCGACGUAAUCAGCAUGGACAAUUUCCAGUACAUAGGAGCCUCCGCCGACCUGAGGGGUGGCUUCGACUGGAGCCUCGUCUUCAAGUGGGAAUACCUGAGUCAGGUGGAACGUCAGGCUCGUCAGAAGGAUCCAACUCAGGCUAUCAGGACUCCCAUGAUCGCCGGUGGCCUCUUCGUCAUCGCCAAGUCCUACUUCGAGAAGCUCGGGAAGUACGAUACGCAGAUGGACGUCUGGGGCGGCGAGAAUCUGGAGAUUUCAUUUCGAGUCUGGCAGUGCGGUGGGAGCCUGGAGAUCAUCCCCUGCUCCCGGGUGGGCCACGUCUUCCGGAAACGACACCCUUACUCAUUUCCUGGCGGAAGUGGGAACGUUUUCGCGCGAAACACUCGCAGAGCCGCCGAGGUCUGGAUGGACGACUACAAACAAUUUUACUACAACGCGGUGCCCUUGGCUCGGAAUAUUCCCUACGGAAACAUUCAGGACAGGAUGGAGCUGAAGCGAAAGCUGUACUGCAAGCCGUUCAGCUGGUACCUGAAGAACGUCUACCCGGAGCUGGUGAUCCCGACGAGCGAGGGAGGACCCGGUGGGUCCUUGAAGCAAGGAUCGGCUUGCCUGGACAGCAUGGGCCAUCUCCUGGACGGCAACGUGGGCCUCUAUCCUUGCCACGACACGGGAGGCAACCAGGAAUGGGGACUGACGAAGGACGGGCUGAUAAAGCACCACGACCUUUGCCUGACGCUUCCGGUAUACGCGAAGGGGACGACCUUGCUGAUGCAGAUCUGCGACGGAAGCGAGAACCAGAAGUGGCGACACCUCGAAGGGGGCCUUAUCAGGCACACAAGAAUCCCGGUCUGCGUGGACUCGCGUUAUCACGCCCAGCGCGGUAUCACCGCCGAGAAGUGCGACUCCUCGGCGGAGAGCCAGAGGUGGCACCUCUACAACCAUUCCCACUAGGUCCCGAUUUUCCUCGGCUGGUCAUCGUGGUGGCCACCGGAAGUGGUGGUUUAUCGCGACCCGAGGUUCAUCGGGGAUUAAGGAAUUGAAUCUCGUUCCUGGCAGGAACGCCGACUUGGUCCAGGGCGACCUGGGGUCCGGCCUCUUCGAAGGCAUCCUCGAUGGAGAUCGAAGAGGCGAGCUCGAUCGGUGCGAUCGAGAUAACCGGAUCGUGGAAGGUCUCCUGAGAAGUAUGAAGUCACCGAUAAGUGUUCGGGAUUACCGAAGGGGAAUUAAUUAAUCUCCGCUAGAUCCGAAGGAUCGCCGGAGGAAUCAUCAAAGAGAUGAGGUUGAAAACUAAGGAAUCGCUAGGAGGAAUUGACUCGCCGUGGAUGUUAUCGAUGAAAGAGAGAUCAAGUAUCAACACCUAGGGAAUGGAUGUAACGACGAUUAAGAUGGGAAUAUGGAAUGGUUAAUUGCCGAUUAAAGGAAUUGAUUAAUCGAUGCUCGGUCUCGGGAGGAGGUACCGGUCUGGGAUUAUGAAAUCAAAGAAACUGUGGAAUUGACCGCAGGUAAUUGCAAGGUGAGAUGACACCGCGAGGAAGGGUUGUAAUAACGUGAGAUUAAGGGAUUGAAAAACGACAGGAGAUUAUUCAAGGAGAUUAAUAAAGGUAAUGCGUAAACUUAAUAAAGGGGAUGCAGCGUUUUUUUUUUUCUUUUUUUUUUUACGAGUCCAUGGUGACGACGUACCGGGGAAAGGGGAGCGUUAAUCGUGGAUCAAAGAAUCGACGAGCCGAUAAGCUUUUGCUAAAAGUAUAUAAUUGUCGUCGGGAGGAGAGAGAUUAUUAAUAGAUUAAGGAUCCGCAUCUAGCAGGAUUGGAGGUUCGAUUACCCAGUAAAUCGCCAAUCGCGAAUCGGAAUUGAUUAAUUCAAUGAAGAAGAAAAAACAUGAUAGCCUGUGGAGGUUUUUUUUUCUUUUCCUAUUUUCUCGAGGUUCCAGAAAGUAUUUGCCGAAGACGUCGCCGAAGGACCCUCGACUCUCUGGGCGAGUUUUGAGGACCCCCUUUUCGACCUCGAGGGUCCUGUCGGAUAUUUACAGCUCCUGAGAGCAUGACCUCCCUCGGGGACUCUAAGAAUAGCUAGAUCCUGGAACUUACGGACCGUAUUCACCUGCAAAACGAAGGAACUAAAUCGAAACUUGUUACCAGCUCCUAUGUAAACCCACGAGCAAGAGAACGAGAGAGCCAUCCGAAUCCAUUGUCUGCGACAUCACAGUGAUCGAAUGCAAAUGCGUUUCAAGCACAAAUGUACGGUUUUGAAUGGUCCAGGUUUGCUUCUUUGAAUUUGAGAACACACUUCUUACAUAUCGCGAGUCUGGGCGAAGACUUUGCUGUACUUUCGUAUAAUUUAAGGGGAUAGUUUGCAGCUGUCGACGAAAACUGCCAUUCAAAGCCACUCCUUCCCGGAAUUAUUUUUCCACAAGUUUGCGAGGAAUUGCAUACUCAUUCGAAUGCAUAAUACGUGCAAUAGUCAAGUUACGAAAGAUGUGCGAAUUAAUUAUGUUCACCUUCCAAGAGUUCACAUCAUCGAUGCAACUGUGUUCGAUGCUUCAACACGACGAACGUUAUAAUUGCGGCCACAUGAUACGAACUACGCGCAGAGGUUUAUUUUUAUAAAUUAAUUGUAAUGGUACGCAUUACGAUUAUCCCUUAAACAUGCGAGUAAUCCAAUAGGCCGUCACGUGGAUCUCAGAUUUGUCAGAGACGACUACUUUAUUUCCAAUGCUCGUUAGUUUGUCUACGACUGAGUAAUGGGCACAAAACGAUUGUUUAUUAAUUACACUCGUAAGCACCUUAACCUCUUAACGAGGAGCAACUAUUUUGACAAAAUUUCCUUGCAGGCAUUCAUAAUUUUAUGAUGCCAGUGCACAGAAAAAAAAUUCCAUGGAAUAGUUUCCAUCGAAGUUGACCAUUUUUUAAAUUACUUUUUAAUCUUGACGUUUCACUUUCCACUCCUGUCUUGUGCUCCUCACUUUUCUAUCUAUUUUAUCCAUGGACUUUUGAUUGAACUGCUCAACGAUUUGAUCGAAUUCGAUGCACAUUCUAAUCACGAUUUAUUUAUUUUUACAAAUUUAUAAGUCUUUCAAAAUAUUGCAAAUUGUACUAGACACUUUUAGCGACUGACAUCAGAGGUUAUGUUUCCUCCUAUGCCGGCAAAAUUCCACCGUUUUCAAUUUCAAAAUGAAAUUUGCUUGUUCCCCAACUCAAUGAACUUCCUUAAUCUUCAAAUAGGUUAAAUCUAUUAAUUUUCCACUGAAAAGGAUACAUUUAACGAUUAUUGAGCAAACCGAUCAAAAUUUUGAGGAAUUGUAGUAUUGUCAUUCUAUGUCAAACCAAAACCAAUUUUUAUCCUUGCUUAAAUAGUAAUAGUCUUGAUAAACAAUAUUUCUUUUGCUCCAUCCUUGGACGGUGAUUCAAUUUUAUCACUAGAAAUUCAAGAUUUUGUAAUUUUCCUGUUUUCCUUCCUGUGCCUACUUUUCAAUAUUAAUGUUUCAGUCAUCCAGAUUUACAAAUAAUUAAAUGUACCAUCGUACGUCCUAAAGAAAAAUAUCAAUAAAAAAAGUGAUUUGAUUUGACGUUAAAUGAUGUAACAGAAAUGACUAUCUCGCUGUCUCUCCUCUUCCAAAAAUCAAUUCUGGGCAGCUACUUCAUUCUUCCUUCCAAAACCAAUAAAAGCUGUAAGCUUAUCUGUAUGUAAUAUACUGUAAUCUAAUAAGCAACGUAAUUUAAAUAUCUUAACAAUUAAGCUUCUCUUUUGUAAUGAUACUUUCCAAGAAGCGACCCAAGGCGAUUACUACAUGAAAGUACACAGGCUUUUGAUCACUCCGACCAGCAUCGAUACUUUUACAUUUUGAUUCACUAAAAGAGCACUUUUCCAUUGUUAUUAAGUUUCAGUUACAACUUUCUGCCACUCAAAAAUCAUGUAACUAGUGUUAAUCGCCUUGACCUUACAGUUGUAAAUAAUACAUUAAGUUAUGACGGUGAGGUAUUCGUACUCCAGUAAGCAUAAACUGUAAAGGUAGAUUGAAUUGAUCGACGUAAAGAAUUGAUCCGCACGUUGGUACUGAAAUUCCGCGGUAUCUGGAUACUGCACUCUGGACUUAGACUCGGAGGCAGGAUAUCGUAGAGUAGGAAAACCAUCAAUUCAGAAAAACACGAGGUAUCUGGUUGAAGGUUUUGUACUUUGUAUUUGUUCAUCGAAACGCGAUAUUAUAAUAGAGUAGGAAUGCUGUACAUUUUGAAGGGAAGCUUCUGAUGGUCAAAUUUCAAGAUAGAUCCAACAGAGGAAGUCAAAGCGAACUAUCGUUCCUUAAUGACUCUGAAUUGAGUUUUGGUGGUACACGAAAGUAUCGCCAAGCUUUACGGUAGGAUUUGAUGUCGCAACUCACUCACGAUUUUGGCUUAGGUUUCUUUCAUCCUCGAUUUUGCGAUGUACAAUAAUAGCGUAAUAUCUACGUUUAAGAACACGGUAUUCUAGUACUUAAAGGAUUAGUAGGAAGUUUUUUUAAUAAAAUUCAACAGAUCAA